Seriola dumerili (greater amberjack) is the source of this 2721-nucleotide messenger RNA. RefSeq names its product DEP domain-containing mTOR-interacting protein-like. The record is from RefSeq and is a predicted model, not a curated record. Lineage: Eukaryota; Metazoa; Chordata; Actinopteri; Carangiformes; Carangidae. Gene Ontology annotation, molecular function: protein binding. Bases 179 to 676 code for a protein of 165 amino acids. The transcript has 5 exons.
ACCUCAUGUAGCUGUCGUCAGGGCCUGUUAAAGACUGAUGGUCUGACUGACUGACUGACUGACUGACUGUCUACUGGUCUUUCUGCCUGUGUAUAUGAGCAGGUAAACGUCUUCCCUUCUCUGCGUUCAUCCUCAGAAACUCUCCUCUCAGAGCGUUUGGAUAAAGGACUGAGGAGAGAUGGGACCUCGUACAGCAGUCACUCCCUCUAAGGAGGUGAAGGCGGUCGCAGGGGGAGGAUGUGGAGGUCACGCAAGAGCCCGGCUGAGGAGCAGCAGUGAUGGAAGCAGAUACAGCAGGCGAGAGGUCGGCCUCCCCAACAACUCCUCCUCCUCUUCAUCCUCCUCCCCAAUGCUCUCCAACCCCAAAUCAGUUCUGAAGAGACCGGUGAGCACUGAGGAGCUGCAAAAACCAGGAGGACCCUACAUCAAGAAAACUUUCACAAUCGUGGGCGAUGCUGUGGGUUGGGGGUUUGUGGUGAGGGGGAACAGGCCGUGUCACAUCCAGGCUGUGGAGCCCUGCGGUCCAGCUGCUGCUGCAGGGAUGAAGGUUUGUCAGUUCGUGGUGUCCGUCAACGGCCUCAACGUUCUCGACCUGGACUACCGGACCGUCAGCCACCUGAUCCUAACAGGACCCAGAACCGUGGUGAUGGAGGUGAUGGAGGAGACCGACCACUGAAGAAUGAGAUGAACACUGAUGAAUGGACAGUACAGUACAGAAGCUGAGAACACUGUGCACGGUGUUCUUGCUUUAAUGAAAAAGUUACUACAGUUACGUGUGUCCUCUCUGAGGUUUUCUUCAAAAGACUGAGAAAACACAGUGAUGAGACAGGAGAGAACCUUGGUAGGAACCAUAUGGGGGAACAUUCUGUUUGUAAAGUUUUGUUGAACUGAUGGAGGGCUCUUAUUUUCAGGUUGGUUGACUGAAGCUAUAACUUGAAGGUCAACACUCGAAUCUUUAGAGUUGGAGACGACUCUCAGAAAUGGACAGAAAUAGAAUCUGUCAAUACCAGGCAACAGAUGAUUGCAUUGUUUGCGCACAUGAAAUAGCUCCUUAACUAAGAGGCAGACAAAUUGAUUUCUUGAAGCAGACUUGGGCUGCUUUAUCAACGCAGUGUGGCCUUUUGGGCCUCGAACACAUCGUGGUAGUUUGGGAGCAGAGCAAUGCCUGAACCAAGGAGCAAGCUAAAUGUUGGAGCCGAUGCUAAGCUAAACACUGGGCGAAUAAAGAAGCUGCAUUAAGAAGCUUUUCAGCUUUAUACACCACAACACAUCAGCAUUAGUUAUCUUUCUCUAAUGACAGAUGACGAAAUAAGUCAGAUGUUUUUGCAUCCAUUUAAAUCUUUUUCUUUUUUUUUAAUUGAUGCAUAAUAUAAAAAAUGGCAUCAUGUGACUUACAGUUUUGACGACGAGCAGUAUUACCACUUUGCACUCUGCUGUUCCUGGUGAUGUGAUGUAGAAGUGUCCCUCUAAAUGCUGUGACAUCAGACGAUGAGUGCCCCCCAAAAUUCUCACUUCCUCAUCACAAGGUGCUCUUAUUAGUUCAUUUUACCUCUUCGAACUAGUCUCUUGAAGAGAUGUGUGUAUGAGGGCGGUGUUGGCUUAAUUGACAGGUAUGUCACAUGGUUGCAGCUUCCUCAUCCCACCUGUCAGGACGAUCAGUGAUAUCGUUUCUGUUAAUGAUGUUUCAAUUUCUUAAAGAGACAUUAGAACUCCCCAGUUCUUUUAUUUAUUCCAAACAAGCUUUAAUUUGAACUUCUUUGAACCUCUUCACACUAAAUGAUGACAGACAGAGGAAAGAUAAUGGUAGAAUUUUAUAUUUAUAAGAAAGUGCUUAUUUUAACGUGUCUUGCGAUACACCUGCGUCGUGCUGUCGUGACCCUUGACGGGAUCAUGUUGUUGACAUCGCUCCAACAGCUGGUGUUUCCUUCAGUGCAGUGGUUUGGACUUUUAACCCCACAUGCCAACUCUCGGCCUCCUCCACACACAAACACAUUACCUGAAGCAUUUACACACACACACGCACACACACACACACACACAUGCGCACACACAAGUUCGCACACACAUACACUCACACGUGCCUUGGCCGUGUUUACUUUUCCAUCCACUCCCCGCGACGUCUAAUUCCCAGAAAGGAAGAGAGGAGUGUGAAGAAGUGCGAGUUGGAUCAGCAGCUUAGCGGGGGAAACAGACUGUAACUGAAGUGUUUUGUUUUCUCUUACUCCUUUAUUUUUUUUAUACCUUUGUACUGUAUCUGUUUUUACCAUGUGCCCGUUUGUGUGUGUGUUUUUUUUUUUUUUUCAUUCGUUGGUGCCGUGUGUGUUUCAGUGGUGAUGAAAUAUCUCCCAGCAGGCAGCGUUUUGCUCUCUGCAGGGGGAUUCUGGAGACCCAGGGAGUCUCUUGGCUCCUGUUGCAUCUUUAUUGUUUUAAAAUGAGGAUUUUAUGAAGAAGCCAAAUAUCCUUUUUUAGAAUUACUCUCACUUUCCUUGAAGUACACUAGAGAACUAGAGGCAGAGAAGAAGCCUGUUAGAUUCUUAUCAAGAUUAAAAUACUUUCAUUUCAGUUUUAAUAUAUUCCUCUUUUGUAUGAUGUUUGCUUUCUCUCUUUUAUGUCUUUAACUGUGAUUGUUUGAAUUUCAGUUUGACUGUGAAACUACUUAAAGCUGCAUUUCUCAUGUGACAAAUGAAAUAUAAAUAAAUGACGAAUUACUGACAAACGUUC